Messenger RNA from Monosiga brevicollis MX1, 1002 nucleotides. RefSeq lists its product as uncharacterized. NCBI's taxonomy places the organism in Eukaryota, Choanoflagellata, Craspedida, Salpingoecidae. The coding region runs from base 1 to 1002 and encodes 333 amino acids. The record is from RefSeq and is a predicted model, not a curated record. The transcript has 5 exons.
AUGGCGUUGGCUUCGGGUUCGGCGACCACGCUGUCGUCCAUUCCCGACACGUUCUCGUUUUCGCAGCCCGACUUGGAUACGAGCACCUCCAGUGCAGCAGGCCCCGCCAACGCCCCAAGUGGCCCUACAGGCCACAGCGCAAGCAAACCUGGCCACACCCCGGCGCAGGAAGAGCGCAUUUUUAGCUUGGAGCUUGAGGAUCAGCGGACGGUUCAUGUGCUUGCGCUCUGGCGCCACCCCGAGGAGGAUACCCCUGCGCGCCGAGCUCGUCGAAGGGAUCACCGCGAACGCCGUGAUCUCGGUCUCGAGCUCCUACUCUCUGACGGCACUCGGGUCUGGCGGGGUCAAGCAAAUCGCGAGGACAUUGCUGCGCUCAAGGCAACAAGCCAGCUGGGGGAUAGGUUUGAUGCGACCUUUCACCGCUGCUUCUCAGGUGAGGUCGACUCGGAGCGGGAGCAGAGCGAGUUCCACUACGAGCUGGACAGCGCCUCAGAACACAUGAUUGCAUACCUGACCGUGCCCGGCAUCAAGCUGAAGCUGGGGGCGAUUCCUCUGACGGAGGUGCCGGACGUAGCCUCGGGCAUGCAUGAACUAGUUGACCGUCUUUUGCACCGUCAAAAUACCCUCAAGGUGGUCAAUGCCAUCAACAAGAUUAAGCACGACAUCAAGGAAGCUUUGACAGGCGUGGCAGGCCCAAGCAGCCUGGCGACACCCCCCAGUCUUCCGGACGAGCCUUUACCAGCCUCCAUGCCGGUAUCCCAGCCGGCACAACCAACGACCGGGUCUCAAAUCGGGCCUGCCGGCGCCAUGAGCAUGGCCACCACGGACGUCAAUCCCAGCCUGGCCCUUUCCCUGGACGCUGACGGCCCGUCGACCCUGGCUGCCGCUGCAAAUCGGCGUCGGCGUCGGCACGCCAAGCGGCCUGAAACUGAGAGUACAUCCAAGAGCGCCAAGCGCCACGCUACCGCCGCCCUAGAUGACGACGAUGACGCCCCUCUCUAG